Clupea harengus (Atlantic herring) is the source of this 1661-nucleotide messenger RNA. RefSeq names its product Serine/threonine-protein kinase pdik1l-B-like. The record is from RefSeq and is a predicted model, not a curated record. Gene Ontology annotation, molecular function: ATP binding; protein kinase activity. Gene Ontology annotation, biological process: negative regulation of G2/MI transition of meiotic cell cycle; protein phosphorylation. Lineage: Eukaryota; Metazoa; Chordata; Actinopteri; Clupeiformes; Clupeidae. Gene Ontology annotation, cellular component: nucleus; cytoplasm.
AUCUGAAUUACGGAAGGUUGUCAAAUGCAACAGUGUUUUCAUUUAACUUGAAACAUUGCUGAAUCAUAGAAAACUAUUGUGACUAUUAACGAUAGUGUAUAGCUUCCGCGCGACAAACCUAUAUACUGGUACAUGGGUAACCUUACGUUGAGUAGGGAUUGUCCACUACCAACCAGUUUGAAUCCCAAAGCGCAUUACUGCAACUUCAAACGUGUAUACGGAUAAAGGGCUUUUACAGAGAUGGAGGAACUGUACAUUUUACAACGGGAAGUGGGCCGAGGAAGCUACGGCGUGGUGUUUGAGGGUCGCGAGAAAGGAGCCCACGGAGAGAGGGUGGCAAUCAAGCGUCUGCCGUGCAGCAGCCCCGAAUGCAUACAGCUGUACCUGCAGGAGCUGUGGGUCAUGAGAACUACGGCCCAGAGCCACCCCAACGUCAUUGCCCUGCACAGUUGCCUGGCACAGACCGGACCAAAUACGCUUCAGCUACUUAAACCCGGAAGACUACCUCUGGACUUGGUGGAGAGUGCACUAAAAGGCACCGUGCCUGCGGGUCAAAAACACAAUACCAAAAGCACAAACUCCAAUCUCCCCCGUUCCCGCAAGCGGCCAGCCGAGCAGUCGGUAGCCGAGGCCAUCCCUCGCCGUUGCUCAGCCCUGUGGCUGGUGAUGGAAUAUUGUGAAGGUGGCGACCUGAACAACUACAUACUGUCCCAGCCGCCAGACACGGAGCGCAACCACAGCGUGAUCGAACAACUCAGCAGCGCCAUGGCAUUCCUGCACGGGCUGGGUAUCGUGCACCGCGACCUCAAGCCGGAUAAUGUCUUGGUGCAACUCAGUAAAAUGGGGCCCGUCAUUAAGGUGGCAGAUUUUGGCCUCAGUAAGAUGACGGAGCGUCUUAUUGAAGGUGACAACACUCGGCCGGCGUUCUCCUCCACGUGCGGCUCCGAUUUCUACAUGGCCCCAGAGGUGUGGGCGGGACGCAACUACACCUCCCAGGCAGACAUCUUCUCCCUGGGGGUGCUCUUCUGGGCUGUCCUGGAGAGAAUCACCUUUCUGGAGGAUGGAUGUACCCAUGAGCAGCUCGGGGCGUACUUUGUGCGUGGCCGCUGGCUAACCCCCCUGGGCGAGGCGCUGUCUCAGAACCCCGCCCUGCAGCUGGUGAUCCCCAUGAAGGGCCGCCGAGCUCCGCCCCUGCCGCCUCCGCCCAACGCUGCCGUCUGCACCCUGCUGCUGCACAUGCUGGCCUCCGACCCGGACGCCAGGCCCAGCGCCCACCAGCUGGAGGGCAGCCUGCGUCACGCCCUCCGGCAGGGCUGAGAGGGGUAGCAACAUGCGGACGUUGGAGGAAGGACAUUACAGGACUCCUGAUGUCUAUUUUGUCUCUACUACCCCUCAGAUUUGACUAGUGGUCUGUGGUAUGGGGGUGGCUGUAUAUAAGGGAUUGAGUAAAGGGAUUCCUGCCAGCUUGGUUUACAACCACAAAUAUGUUGUGCCAUAUUUGAGAUGCUGGAUACUUGAUAGUCUGUGAGAUUUUAAAAGUGUUGAUCUACACUGUAUGUCAUUUCAGUGAUCAUGAUGGGUCCUGUUUGAUUUUUUGUUUUGUUCUAAUGAGCUUGGACGUAUUUAUUGAAGAAUGGAUAAUAAAGAUGUGUUUAUGUGAA